Aspergillus uvarum CBS 121591 is the source of this 988-nucleotide messenger RNA. Its product is annotated as class I SAM-dependent methyltransferase. Lineage: Eukaryota; Fungi; Ascomycota; Eurotiomycetes; Eurotiales; Aspergillaceae. The record is from RefSeq and is a predicted model, not a curated record. Bases 38 to 913 code for a protein of 291 amino acids. The transcript has 4 exons.
CACAACCAUAACACACCCGCCCUCCAAACCCACCAUCAUGACCCGCGCCACCAACUUCACCGAGCUGUACUCGGGCAAAGGCAUCCUGGAGACAUACCUGAUCGCCGAGAAGAUUACGCGGUACUUCACGGAGGAUUUGAUCGCCCUCUCCGGGGUGCUGGCGUCGAAGCAGCGGCCGCUGAAGGUGCUGGACCUGGCCUGCGGAACGGGGGUGGUGUCUGAGAAGCUUCACGAGGUGCUGGCGGACCAGCCGGUGGGCUGCUGGGCGCUGGUGUGCGGCGACAUCUCGACGGAGCUGACAGGCCACGUCCAGCGCAAGAUCGUCGAGGAAGGGUGGUCGGCCAACUCGAGCGCGCGGGUGAUGGACGCGCAGAACACGGAGCUGCCGGCCGCGGAGUUGACGCAUGUGUUUGCGGCGCUGGCGUGGACGUCGUUCCCGGAUACCUACGCCGCGUUGAACGAUACCCUCCGCAUCCUCAAGCCUGGGGGAGUAUUGACCAUCUCCACCUGGCAGAAGACGGAAUGGCUCCCCGUCCUCGAAGCGGCGGUGCGCACCAUUCCCGCCGACGCUGCCCUCCCCUUCCCGACGACCAAGGAGUUUAUGUCGUGCAUGAACCCGGGCUGGGACGACGAGGCGUACGUGCGCGGCCGCCUCGAGGAGGCCGGCUUCGUGCGCGUGCACACCACCACCAUCUCCAAGGAGUUCCACACCUCCACCGCUGACCUGUACAAGAUUGCCGCGCCCGUCAUCCCCAUCAUCGUGAGUAAGUGGUGGUCUGCCGCGCAGCGCGAGGCCCACGAAGCGGCUAUCCUGCCGGCGCUGGAGAGAUAUCUGGAGAAGACGUACGGGGCGACUGGGUUGGUGCCGCAGAGGUGGACGGCAGUCUUUGCCAAGGGGGAGAAGAGGGAGUAAGUAGUCCUUGGUUGGGAGUUGCAUUCGGGGCUUUAGGUUGAAUGUUGGGUGCUGGCUGCUCUGCUGGAUUUCGAC